GCCUGAGAGAAGGGGUUUCUUCUUGACAAACACCGACCAGAAAAACAUCCGACAUGGGAUCUUUGCAAGUACUUGAAACUUGACAACAUUUACGAAGGACGUCACCAAACACAGAUUUGAGUCUGGCUGUUGUUCUCACAAAGUUUACGGGUUUUACGUGUUUAUGCUGAGGAGUGAAGUUAGAAAGGUUCGAGUUGAAAAUGGAGAGGGCCAGCUGAGUGAUAGUGGGGUGAGGAGGCUGGAUUUGGCAAACUUGGGAGUCCUGCCCUGCCGCUAGCAUGCUAGUUAGCAGGCUUAGCUUCGUCAUCGUUAAUCAGUCCGAAUGAGAGCUUCCAUCUUCACUUCUACAACUUUGUCCAAGGAGAGAUUGAUGGACGCUUUGCAGAAUUUUCCAAUGGAUUCAAUCAAAGCUGACACCUUUACUUCCAAUGGAAAUGCUGAUUGAAGUUUGAUGGUAACUUUUUGCAGUUGUCCUAAAGGCAACUCCACUCAUGUUCUGCUGGAUGCUACUUUGAAGGUAGAUUUUUUUGCCCCGAGCUUCCAUAAUAACCCAUGCCAUUUGAUGCAAGUCAUUCGAAAUAUGAAGCUGUCUGACAUGAGCUUCAGAUGAGGUUUUCAGGCGCACUGACAGGCUGCAGAUAUUUCAACAAAAACAACAACUUGUGACAUGCAGUCGUAGUAACUCAACGGAGAAGACAUACAGCAUGUUUGCAAUAUUGCAGUGAUGAAGACUUGGAAGUUUCACCUUCGACUUUAGUGGAUGGAUUUGGUAUAUUUAAGAACAGCAAUUGCUGAUGCCAGCUGAUUGGGAGUCCACUUCAAUUCAUGAACCCUCUGUCUGAGUCAGGACUCAGCCUGGAUGUUGGAUGCCCUGAAGGUGUCGAGUCCGCGGUGAUGAGGCAGGGUUCCUGAUGGCCUGCAUGGCUGGCUGAGCAGAGGCCCCAAGUUAUGUGAUGGGGUGCAGGAACAGUAAGGUCCUCCCUGAGCCUCCAGGGGAUGUUCAGUUGGACCUGGUAAAAAAGGUGGAUCCGCCCCCUCAAACAGAUGUCUAUAAGCACUUCAUUCGAGGUGAUGGCACUUUUAGCAUGAUGGGUGAGGCCGGUGGAGGGAGAGUGGACAAGGCAAGCGCCCCCUCCCCGUCGCUUACUCAGGCACAAGCUGCCACUCCCGUUGCCUCCAGCCAGCACCCUAAAAACCCAUCAGAGGUGCCAGACACCCAGCGAAAAAAAGUGGCCAAAUAUCGAGCUAAAUUUGACCCACGGGUCACGGCCAAGUAUGACAUCAAAGCACUGAUAGGUCGAGGGAGUUUUAGCCGCGUUGUCCGUGUGGAACACAAGAGUACUCGACAGCCAUAUGCCAUAAAGAUGAUCGAGACACGGUACAGAGAGGGCAGGGAGGUUUGUGAGUCCGAGCUGUGCGUUCUUCGACGGGUUCGCCACACCAAUAUAAUCCAGCUCAUGGAAGUCUUUGAGACGGCUGAGCGUGUUUACAUGGUGAUGGAGCUGGCUACUGGAGGAGAACUCUUUGACCGCAUUAUUGCUCGCGGCUCGUUCACGGAGCGAGAUGCCACCCGGGUGCUGCAGAUGGUGCUGGAUGGUGUCAAGUAUCUUCAUACUUUGGGGAUCACGCACCGAGACCUGAAGCCUGAGAACCUGUUGUACUACCACCCGGGAGCUGACUCAAAGAUCAUCAUCACUGACUUUGGUUUGGCCAGCAGCAGGAAGAAGGGAGACGAGUGUCUGAUGAAGACUACCUGCGGCACACCUGAGUACAUUGCCCCAGAGAUCCUGGUGAGGAAACCCUAUACGAAUGCCGUCGACAUGUGGGCAUUGGGAGUGAUCUCAUACAUUCUGCUGAGCGGAACCAUGCCAUUUGAGAAUGACAACCGCAUGAGGCUCUACCGGCAGAUCCUCAAGGGGAAGUACAGCUUUUCUGGAGAGCCAUGGCCCAGUGUGUCCAACCUUGCCAAAGACUUUGUGGAGCGGAUUCUAACAGUGGAUCCUAGCGAGCGGUUGACUGCCGGCCAGGCUCUCAAGCAUCCCUGGAUCAUCAGCAUGGCCGCUGCUUCCUCAAUGAAGAACCUACAACGCUGUAUAUCACAGAACCUGCUGAAGCGGGCAUCAUCUCGCUGCCACAGCACCAAGUCGGCCCAGUCCACACACUCUAGUCGCUCAACCAAAUCCAACAAAGCUCGGCGCGUUCGGGAAAAGGAGCUGCGCGAGUUGAACCGACGUUAUCAGCAGCAAUACAAUGGCUGAAGCAGAACUUGGGGAGACUGAAAAAGUCCAUAAGAGCUUCCUGCUCCCUAAAACUAAACUCAUAAAGCAACCCGAUGUGUCAAAUCCUUGACAACCAACAAAAAAUUUGUGGAUGCUUUGAGAAAGUAACAGCUGCCAGUGAGAAUAAAUAAAAAUGAUAAUACCUGAACUUUCAAGGACAAACUUUGCAUACCCUAUUGUUCUACGAUAAGGACAGACAGGUAGUUGUUUUACCACAAUAUCAUCUCUUCAUCCAUCCACCCUUCUUUCUCUUUAACAGGGUGAAGGACUCUAUGUUUUCCUUUUGUUUUCAAUCCCUGUGCCUUGAUAUGUAUUUAUUUAUUAACGUGGACAAUCUUCAUUCAGUUGGUCACUGGAUAAUGACCAUCUACGAGGUUCUGUUGAACAGAGUUCUGGGUAAUGAAGUUACUUAAGAGCAGGGCAAUCCCUCUCAAGCUCUCUUGGUUGGUGACAAUUGCUGUGAAUUAUUGUACUAAGUGUCUUAGAGUGUAGCUGAUGGAGCAAUACCCUGCAGCAACCUUGAAAGGCCAAAAUGAAGUGAUGUUUUGUUCUAUGUCUAAGCUUAUAUCAUCUUGCCAUAAUUGCUUUGUUAGUAUUAUUUUCUGCCCAAAGAUUGUGAAUCUUUGCUGUGUCAGUUCUGUAGAAAUAAGACACACAGUCCUGCUCCCAGUGCAUUUCAUUGUAGAGUAGAUAUCACAAUUCAAAUUGCUGCUAUGAGCACUGUGAUUUAUUUGGCUUCUAGCGUUAUAUGUGUCCAUUUAAGCACCUGCUGUCUGUUUCAAAAGCAAGAAAAACAAAUCAUGUAAUUUGAUUAGUUAUAGCAAAACAAAGACCGCUGGAAAUCAGCUACACAGGGCCAGACUGAUUUUGGAUUUUCUUUUAAAUGUAAACGUGUAAUACGGUAAUGCAAUUUUUUGCCAAGUAGCAAAGGUUUGAAAUUGAUAUACUAGUUAUUUAACUUUGGUAACAGCCAAAGUUAGACCACUUUGUUCAAACGAGCUAAUUUUAUGCCACAGUAAUGUUCCCAUUCCUAAACCAUAUCUGGAUUAAUCUCAUAAGGUCAUCAUUUUACAAGUUUUACUUUUACUUGAGGAAGAAUUAACACAUCACACUUCAUGAAGGAUCUACCCGUAGCAAGUGUUAGAGAAUCCACAAGUCCAGUCUGUUUUCUCAUUUGGAAGACAUUUUAAAUUGAAUGCCACUUUGAUGGUACCAUGGUGACGUGCUGUUCACACAUCUGCCUCUCAGAUAGGACGCGUGCUUUUACUCUGGAUACUCUAAAUUGCCCUAAGGUAUGAAAGUGAGUGUGUACGAUUCCCUGUCAAUUUAUGCCCUGUAAUUGACUGGGUGCAGUGUGUAGCCCACCAAAGUCAGCUGGGAUAGGCACCAGCCCACCCGAGACCCUGAGCAGGUUAUGAAGUUUAGAAAAUGAAUGCCUCUGUGACUUGACAAUGACAUUACAAGGUAGCACAUGCAACUAUGCAUCCUUAUAUGCAAAUUUAAUUGAAGGUGAGAAUAGUACAUUUUAGCUUCAUUUGCACUUUUUCUGAAAAAAGCAAGUUUUAUCCAAGUCCCCAGUACUUUCAAUUUUAAUCUUACAUAGACACCAUUAUAUUUUCUAACCAGAAACCUAAAGACAAAGUAUUGUUGCAACCUGUUUUUCCAUCAAUAAACUGUUUGACUUUAGGAUAUUUACAGUGCGGUCCGAAACUUUCACAGUUAAGAUAUAAAUGUUAUGUUAAUUUGUGUACACUAAUUUGGCAAAGCACUUCAUGUAGAAAGAUGGAUUUUAUUUAUUUUACUUUUUACAAUCACAGAUAAUUGUUCAUGGAAGUUUGUGUUUGUGACUUGAUGCUCCAGAACAAGUGAGUUAGUUGUCCCGAUUCUUUUAACAAGAAUGUUGCUGUGCUGUACCAAGACAAACAAAGGCUGUUGUGAACUUUUUAACAAAUACUGGAAACUUAACUGAGCCAUUUUAGCUAACCUCAGUGUUUCUAUAAAGAUUCUGAUUAUAUUGCUGUUGUUGCAUCUUCCUCAUACACAAUGUUUUUCUGCCCUGGAAAAUGUAUUUACAUUCCUGGCAGUGCCGCCGUAAGUUAGGGCGGCUCUAAGGGCCCCAGACUGACAGAGGCCCCAAAAAAUAGAGAUGUGACAUCAGCUGCCCUUGGGGGCUCAUUGUGAUUCUUUUCUCAUGAGGCCCAGAAUUCCUUGUGGCGCCCCUGGGUCCUGGUUGUGCUUGUUCUGUCUUUUUUCCCACCUGUUUUAUAAAUUGCCUUUAUAUAAUAUAUAUAAGGAAUAAAUUGGUUGUAUAUGAGAAACAGUAAUUGAGGCUAAUAUUGGACCAGAUAAUCUAUGCACCCUGUUGACUCACAAACACUUGUUACAGAAAGUGCCUUGUUUAGUAUUGGAUGCUGCGUGUUUUCAUAGAGUAUCCCCCACAAAAUGUGCCUCUAAUAUUCCUUUAAUGUUUCCAGAUUGAUUUAUCCUAGAAUAUAGCAAUUUGCAGCUACAAAUCAUUUGAAGUGUUGAGUUAUCCAUGUGAAUCGAACACCUGAGAAACCAUUCUGUGCUGUUUUAAUGAAUAAUCAAAUAAAUUCCUUCGAAGUUUUGCAGAACGUCAGCACCACAGUGCUUUCAUUCCUGUUUUUAUACACCCAUGUAAUUAUAUGUAAAUGAUGUUGACCUAAAUGAAGUAAACAGCAGUUACCCAAGAGUGCUAAUUUUUUGAUAUUAUAUAUAAAUAAAUGAUACCUUGUUGAUUCUUCUAUUAUUAUUGUGCUUAUUUGUCAUAAAGAAUGUGUUGUACCGUGCCAAUAAAAAC
Dunckerocampus dactyliophorus (ringed pipefish) is the source of this 5100-nucleotide messenger RNA. It is a transcript of the gene pskh1, whose product is annotated as protein serine kinase H1. The transcript has 4 exons. The record is from RefSeq and is a predicted model, not a curated record. Gene Ontology annotation, biological process: protein phosphorylation. Bases 954 to 2258 code for a protein of 434 amino acids. Gene Ontology annotation, molecular function: ATP binding; protein kinase activity. NCBI's taxonomy places the organism in Eukaryota, Metazoa, Chordata, Actinopteri, Syngnathiformes, Syngnathidae.